Messenger RNA from Vespa crabro (European hornet), 2564 nucleotides. It is a transcript of the gene Sirt6, whose product is annotated as NAD-dependent protein deacetylase Sirt6. The coding region runs from base 275 to 1492 and encodes 405 amino acids. The transcript is spliced from 7 exons. NCBI's taxonomy places the organism in Eukaryota, Metazoa, Arthropoda, Insecta, Hymenoptera, Vespidae. Gene Ontology annotation, molecular function: NAD+ binding. The record is from RefSeq and is a predicted model, not a curated record.
UGCCAUUUCAUUGCGUACAGUGCAGUCUAUAAAACAGAAUGCGUUCUCAGCGGAUCUCGAGUUUCCUAUCACUUAUCGUCAUUCGUAGCGUAUAAACAUAACAUCGCGCGGUCAUUAACUUAAAAAUUGUGUUUACGUAGCCACGAUUAGGCGCGAGUAACCGACAAUUUCGUCCUCAAAAUGGUCGUUUUUCGAUCUUAAAGAGAGCGUCGAUCCAUUUACGGAACCUUUUAAAUCCUGUUUAUUCCAAUUAUUGUGGUAUUAAAUUCGCAAAAUGUCAUGCAGUUACGCGGACGGACUGUCGCCUUACGAAAACAAAGGGAUCCUGGGUUUAGAGGAGAGAUACGACACCGCGGAAACCCUUCGCAUAAAGUGUGGCCUAUUGGCGGAAUGGAUUCAAGGCGCGCGACAUGUCGUCGUUCACACCGGUGCAGGAAUCAGCACAGCCGCGGGCAUUCCAGAUUUUCGAGGAACAAAUGGGGUAUGGACGUUGGAACAAAAAGGUUUAAGGCCUUCUAUGAAUAUUUCUUUUGACGAUGCAAUACCAACGAAGACGCAUAUGGCAUUAAAAAAAUUAAUCGACUGCAAAAAAAUUAAAUUUGUAAUUAGCCAGAAUAUUGAUGGACUGCAUCUUAAGUCGGGUAUACAGAGACAACAUCUUGCAGAAUUACAUGGCAAUAUGUUCACCGAACAAUGUGAUAAAUGUGGAAAGCAAUUCAUCCGUAACUUUGCAAGCAAGAGCGUUGGUAAGAAAUCUUUGGAUACGGUAUGCAGAUCUGAACAGAUAGGUGGUCGUCCAUGUCGUGGUCGUAUGCACGAUACUAUCCUCGAUUGGGAACACAAUUUACCGGAUAGUGACUUGACGUUGUCAGAUUUGCAUUCCAGCGUUGCUGACUUGAGUAUUUGCUUGGGAACAACUUUGCAAAUAAUUCCAAGUGGGAAUCUUCCAUUGUAUACUAAAAAAUACGGAGGGAGACUUGUUAUAUGCAAUUUGCAGCCCACCAAACAUGACAAGAAAGCUGACCUAAUCAUUAAUGGAAAUGUCGAUGAAAUUAUGGUCAGUGUUAUGAAGAAAUUGGGAUUAGAAGUACCGUUAUACGAUACCAGCAUGGAUCCAACACGUAAUCCUGAUACUACGUGCAAGGAAAUGGAUUGGACUAUACCAACGAGCAGAAUAAAGGAGAUGAACGUAUUAUAUAAAAAAGUAUGCAAGCCAAUGAGAAGAAAACGAAAAACAUUUAUGUACGAGAGAGAAAAGCCUGAUCCCAAACGAGAGACGAAGACGAGAAAGCAAGCAUUUACUAUGAAACAAGAGAUUAAAAUGGAGAAUGAUGUAGAUAGGAUCCAAGGAAUGCACAAGCAGGAUGACAGUAUGCUUCUUAAUGCUGUUAAAAUUGAAAAAGAUAUAGGGGACGUUGGAUCUUGUACUUAUUCAGUAGACAAUGUAUCGCAGCUUAAUAAUGCCGACAUAAAACUGGCUAAAACAGUGUAGCGUGAUUUAGUAGCCGAUUAUUACGCGUUUUAAUAUUUGUAUUAAUCUCUGUGUACGCAAAACAGUAUUUACGAGUGCUCAUAGAAUGGAUGUUCAUUGUAUGCGGAGACUGUCUAACAGAGCUUCUGAUUUAUUUGUAUAAGAAAAAUCUUUUCAAAAUAAGUUUUUAAUUUAUAUGAAAAAAAAAAAAAAAAAGAAAAAAUAAAAAAAAAAGAAAAAGAAAGAAAAAAACAUGAAGAAAAAAAGACAAGGGGAAAAAAAAAAGAGAAAAAAGAAAAGAAGAAAAGAAAAAUCAUUUUUUACGAACCAAUAAUGCGAGUGCUUUCCAAAUUGUAAAUAUACGGUCGUGAUCUUCGAAUUCAUUUUCUUCCAUUUCAAUGAAUUGUUAUCUCGUCAGCUUUACAUCUAUUACGCGUUUAAGCAAAUAUUGUUAGUAUCCAUUUUUUUCUCAUAGUGUACUAUACUAUAUCUCUCUCUCUCUCUCUCUCUCUCUCACACUCAUUCUCUCAAUCUCUUUCUCUCUCUCUCCUCUUUCUUUCUCUCUCUCUCUCUCUCUCUCUCUAUAUAUAUAUCUAUAUCUAUAUCUCUCUAUUUUUACUCUAUACGUGUUGUAUACUAGAAGCAUAAUUUACAUUUCAAAAAAGCAACAAGGUUGUGCAUAUAAGUGAGUAACUUUUUGCAUCUUUUCAAUAAAUCUGGAAGUAGAAAUCUUUGGAAAAAUGUGUCAGACGAGUAACGAAAAAGUCUCACAUUUUAUCGGCGAUAGGUAAAAGAUGAAAAUGAGAGAAAAUAAUAAUAAUAAUAAUAAUAAUAAUAAUAAAAAUAAUAUUAAAAAAAAAUAAUAAUAAUAAAAUAAAAUAAAAGCGAAGAAAAAAGAAAAGAAAAGGAAAGGAUAAAAUUAAAAAUCUCACGCUUGUCGGCAUGAUUAAUACCGUGCACCGCAAGUAACGAAAAAUCUUGUAAUAUUUGUAUGUAAAUAGCGACCAUUUGCUUUCAUUUUUUCAAUCGAUAUACAUUAUUGAACAAAUUAUCGUCAUGUCGAUAAUAAAAUAAAGCUGUCAUAACUACUUAA